This is a messenger RNA of Juglans regia (Persian walnut), 1170 nucleotides long. RefSeq lists its product as uncharacterized. The record is from RefSeq and is a predicted model, not a curated record. Lineage: Eukaryota; Viridiplantae; Streptophyta; Magnoliopsida; Fagales; Juglandaceae. Bases 1 to 1170 code for a protein of 389 amino acids. The transcript is spliced from 3 exons.
AUGGAUGUUGGGAAUGGGUCAGAUGAUGAGCCGCAAGUAGAGGCAAAUAACCCCAUCGAAGCUGGCUCAUGUCGUAACCAGCCUCCAAGCCAUGACGAUUACAAAACUUGGAGGAGACGUGGAGCAUCUAGUAGUAACCAGCCUCCAAUGUGGGAUGAAUACCUACGUACGAGGAUGCGUGAUGAUUCGAUUUGGGAUAACAUGUUUAUGCUAACAAUAGCAGCAGUAGAGGAAAGCGCAUUGCCAGUGUUUGAGCGAAUGCCAGAACACCAUAUCGGCUUACGUGGACGAGACUAUAUAAUUGCAAUUCUCAAUGGACAUCCGAAUAACUGUUGGAACUUAUUUCAGAUGGAGAUAUAUGGAUUUGAAGCGUUAUGCAAUAUAUUGCGGGCGAAUGAAUAUCUAACAUCAACAAGAGAGGUUUCUGUGGAGGAAGCUUUGGCAAUGUUUGCAUACACAGUCGCACAUGCCAAAGUUCAACGAAUCACAGCCGACUGGUUUCAACACUCUACUGAAAUAGUUAAUCGGCAUGUCUAUGCAGUGAUGGUUGCCCUAUGUAAUAUUGCUCCUGAUGUAAUUGCACCUACACAUACUACUGGGGUAGCACCUUAUAUUCAAGGCAAUCCAAAACAUUAUCCAUGGUUUGAGGCAACUAACGCGUAUCUAUCUCGUCAUCAACAAGUUAGCCAAAAUGUGCUGGCAGCCUGUGAUUUUGACAUGAAAUUCACAUUCAUAUACGCUGGUUGGGAAGGCACUGCCCAUGAUGCACGCCUAUUUAUGGAUGCAUUGAGUCUUCCAGGGAUCGAUUUCUCAUUGCCUCCUGAGGGUUAUUAUUACUUGGUUGAUUCUGCCUUUCCGUGCACACGGGGGUUUAUGCCCCUGUACCCCAGGGUGCGGUAUCAUAGGUUUGACCGGCAUAGCAAUAGCUCAUUUUCUGGAUAUCAAGAUUAUUUUAAUUAUCGACAUUCUUCCCUCCGGAAUGUGAUUGAGCGUACAUUCGGUGUGCUAAAAAAACGAUUUCGAAUUUUGAAAUCAAUGAACCCAUACAAGGUGACACAACAACGGUAUAUUGCCAUUACAUGUUGUGUCAUGCAUAACAUUAUACGAUCAAUUACACCUAAUGAUAAGAUAUGGCGUAAAUUUAAUAAUCCAAAUCUUGCUGAAGGAUAA